AUGGAGGGUUUUAAAGCGUCUAUUGGCAUGGUUCCCAAACCUGUGCAAGGCGCAAUUGCAUUUGUCGGUGUGGUUUUUUUAGGGAGCAAGCUCUUCUCGAGCUUGGCUUUCUUCUUCAACUUGUUCAUCCUUCGUGGAACCGAUCUACGGAAAUAUGGAGGUAAGGGUACUUGGGCUGUUGUCACAGGUGCUUCGGAUGGCCUCGGCAAGGAGUUUGCUACGCAGCUAGCUUCCAAGGGCUUCAAUAUUGUCCUCAUAUCCCGCACCCAAUCCAAACUCGAUACCCUCGCAGAGCAACUGCAGAAGAAGUAUGCCUCGUCUGGUAUACAGACGAAGGUUCUAGCCAUGGAUUUCUCCAAAAACGACGACGCAGACUACGAUAAACUGGCCCGGCUUGUUAGCGGCCUCGACAUUGCUAUACUGGUCAACAAUGUAGGACAAAGCCACAGCAUUCCCGUCCCGUUCCUUGAAACUACCAAAGACGAACUCCAGGAUAUUGUGACGAUCAAUUGUUUGGGCACAUUGAAAACAACAAGGGUCAUCGCUCCGGGAAUGGUACGGCGCAAGCGCGGGCUGAUCCUAACCAUGGGGUCGUUUGGAGGCUGGAUGCCAACGCCCUAUCUUGCCACGUACAGUGGCAGCAAAGCCUUUCUACAACAUUGGAACUCGUCGCUGGCCGCGGAGCUCAAGCCGAGUGGUGUCGACGCAUACCUCGUACUGAGCUACCUAGUCGUGUCAGCAAUGAGCAAGGUCCGUCGUUCGAGUUUCCUGAUUCCCAAGCCAGAUGCGUUUGUGCGGUCCGCACUAAGGAAGAUUGGCCGUGGGUCACAAGCAUUUGCAUUCACAUACACGCCAUUCUGGACGCAUGCAAUCAUGCAAUGGGCUGUAGAGAAUACUAUAGGUGUGGGAAAUAGUGCUGGCAUCUGGUAUAACUCAAAGAUGCACAAGGGCAUCCGCAGCAGGGCUCUUCGGAAGGCGUCCCGCGAGGCGAAGAAGGCCUAG
Messenger RNA from Grosmannia clavigera kw1407, 1002 nucleotides. Its product is annotated as 3-ketoacyl-reductase. The coding region runs from base 1 to 1002 and encodes 333 amino acids. The record is from RefSeq and is a predicted model, not a curated record. Gene Ontology annotation, biological process: fatty acid elongation. Gene Ontology annotation, molecular function: ketoreductase activity. The transcript has 2 exons. NCBI's taxonomy places the organism in Eukaryota, Fungi, Ascomycota, Sordariomycetes, Ophiostomatales, Ophiostomataceae. Gene Ontology annotation, cellular component: endoplasmic reticulum.